Messenger RNA from Aspergillus ibericus CBS 121593, 6254 nucleotides. RefSeq names its product putative fatty acid synthase subunit beta. The coding region runs from base 1 to 6171 and encodes 2056 amino acids. Gene Ontology annotation, cellular component: fatty acid synthase complex. The transcript is spliced from 4 exons. Gene Ontology annotation, molecular function: enoyl-[acyl-carrier-protein] reductase (NADH) activity; [acyl-carrier-protein] S-acetyltransferase activity; fatty acid synthase activity. NCBI's taxonomy places the organism in Eukaryota, Fungi, Ascomycota, Eurotiomycetes, Eurotiales, Aspergillaceae. Gene Ontology annotation, biological process: long-chain fatty acid biosynthetic process. The record is from RefSeq and is a predicted model, not a curated record.
AUGUCGACGCACCCCUCGACACCCUCGUACGUCGAUCUCGGCUCGCCCCCCGGCAAGCCCGAUGAGAUCGAGCACCUCGUGCCAUUUUCUCUUACAUCAAAUGGGCUGAACUAUGUCAUUCGCGUACCUGCGCAGCUUCAAAUCGCCCUUGAGAAUCACAAACCCCGCUUUCUCGAAUCCCUAGUCUCCAAUCCUCCCGCGGCGACAGCUGCCCUAGUGCUCAGCUUUCUUCAACACCUGGUCGACGCGGACGCGGACGCUGCAACCGUUCAAUGCCUCCUACAGGCCUUUGCUCGCGAUUUUCUCGUCUCCACCGAUAUUCACACCCUUGUCACGGCCCUCCCCGAGCAACUGCCGACUCAGAAGUGUCUACUGCGCGCCUUCUAUGCUGCCAUCCACCAUGCCUCAUGGUCCCCUCCGGUGCCGCGCAGUGCCCUGUUAGCGGAUGCCGAACGGGGCCUUCUUCGUCUAGUGGCCGUGUUUGGUGGCCAAGGUGCCGGUAAUCCGCGAUGUGUCCAGGAGCUGCAGGACUUGUACACGACCUACGCCCCUCUGCUCACGCCCCUCAUCGACGUCCUCGAUCGUGAACUGUCCGAUCUGUGUCGUCAUCCGGACACGGCGGCCUUUUAUCAUGGACGCAGCAUCCAACUCCGCACCUGGUUGGACCAUCCCGAGUCCGUUCCCGACUCAGCCUACAUUCAAACCGCCGCAGUGAGCUUCCCCAUUAUCGGGGCCAUUGGUCUCGCCCAUUUCGCCAUCACCUGCCGCGUUCUCGACCUCACGCCCGGCCAGGUGCGAUCUCUCCUCCACGGGGUGACGGGUCACUCUCAAGGGAUUGUCGUGGCGGCGGGCAUUGCGCGGUCCGACUCGUGGUCCUCCUUCUAUGAGAAUGCCCAGUUGGUGGUCCGGACACUGUUCUGGCUGGGGUACGAAAGCCAGCAAGCUCCGACAGCACGGGAACCGGUGUCUGCUGCCCUGAUCGAGGAGUGCCAUACUCAUGGGGAAGGAGCCCCGUCGACGAUGCUGCAUAUUGGCGGCCUCUCCAAGGCCCAGGUCAUCCAGAUCAUCGACCAGAGUAAUCAUGAACUGGCCCCCCACCAUCAGGUGUACCUGGCAUUAUCCAACACACGCGAGAGCUUCGUCGUGGCUGGUCCCCCACGCUCCCUCGUCGGGGUCCACCGCCGGCUACGCGAGCUCAAAGCCGACCCCAAUCGCGACCAGUCGCGCAUCCCGUUCGAUCGACGGAAGCCUGCCGUAAAUCACCAGUUUCUCCCCAUCUCGGCACCGUUUCAUACGCCUUACCUGCAACAGACUGCACGAGUGGUCAAGGAGCGAUUGUCCGACUCGCGCUUCCAGGCGAGCGAGUUCCGCUCUCCGGUGUAUCACACUCGCGAUGGAUCCGUGCUGACGGGAGCCACCGACGCCAUUGCUUCGCUGGUGGAUGCGGUCCUCACGGAUCCAGUCGACUGGCCCACCACAGUCCAAUUCCCCAGUGGCACAUGCGCCCUGGCCUUCGGGAAAGGCGUCGGAGAGAUGCUAGCGCGAAACCUCGAGGGCCGCGGCGUCGGCAUCAUAGACAGCACCCAACUCACCCCGGGCAAAGCUGUCUCCGGGGCACGGCCAGACCUUUUUGCAGCACAUAUCUCUGCCUCGCUUGUCCCACCCAGCUGGGAGGAGAGGUUCCGUCCCCGGUUGAUCCAAGCCAAAACGGGGGAAGUGCGCAUCGUAACCAAGCUGACAACUGUGCUAGGAGCCCCGCCGGUCAUUGUAGCGGGCAUGACUCCCACGACAGUACCAUGGGACUUUGUCGCAGCCAUCAUGAACGCGGGAUAUCAUGCGGAGCUGGCAGGAGGCGGGUAUUACAAUGCAGACAGCAUGGAACAGGCCAUCACCACAUUGGCCGCCAAUAUCCCCCCAGGUCGGGGCAUCACCUGUAAUCUCAUCUACGCAAGCCCGAAGGCCCUAGGAUGGCAGAUUGCUCUUCUCCAACGGCUGGCGCAGCGUGGUUGCUCCCCUGUCGAGGGUCUCACCAUCGGAGCAGGGAUUCCAAGUCUGGCCGUGGCCUCGGAGUACAUCACCACGCUCGGCCUGCGGCAUAUAACCUUCAAGCCCGGUUCGGAGGCAGCAAUCGACCAGGUCUUGGAGGUUGCCCGGGCUCAUGCCGAUUUCCCGAUCAUCAUCCAGUGGACGGGUGGACGUGCAGGAGGUCAUCACUCGUACGAAGAAUUUCAUGUGCCAAUUUUGCGAAAGUAUGGUGCCAUCCGGGCCUGCAACAAUGUCAUCCUCGUUGGGGGAAGUGGCUUCGGCGAGGCUCAGCAGGUCUAUCCGUAUCUAAGCGGGUCCUGGUCAGUUCCGCAUGGACAUGCCCCGAUGCCCUUUGAUGGCAUUCUCCUAGGCAGUCGGGUGAUGGUUGCUCAGGAGGCUCACACAUCUCCGCAAGCCAAGCAGCUCAUCUGUGCUACUCCCGGAGUGGCAGCCGAUUCUCAAUGGACGCAGAGCUAUGUCCGUCCCGCAGGUGGCGUAGUCACCGUCCAGUCCGAGAUGGGCCAGCCGAUUCACAAGCUCGCCACGAGGGGGGUUCUCCUAUGGAAGGAAAUGGACGAACAGAUCUUCUCUCUGCCCCGGGAGAAGCAGCUAGGCGCUCUACAAAAGCGCAAGAACCACAUCAUCCAGCGCCUCAAUGCGGACUACUUCCGACCCUGGUUCGGGAAAAAGGCCACCGGAGAGCCGGUAGAGCUGGAGGACAUGACCUAUCAAGAGGUUUUGGAGCGUUUGGUGGAGGUGAUGUAUCUCCGCAGUCUAGGACGAUGGGUCCAUCCGUCGUACACGCGGUUAGUGAUAGACGUGGCGACGCGAAGCAUGGAGCGCCUUCAUCAAGUUCCUCUGGAUGGGAUCAUCACACCAGCAACUUUGUCUAGAGACCCCCAGGGCUUUUUGGCCGACCUCCGCCACGUCGUGCCUCAGGCGAGCGCUACCCUGCUACAUCCCGAAGACAAGGCGUGGUUCCUACAGCGCUGUCGAGUCCCGGGACAAAAGCCCGUCAACUUCAUCCCGGUUCUCGAUCAAGACUUUGCAGUCUGGUUCAAGAAGGACUCCCUGUGGCAGUCCGAAGACGUCGAUGCCGUUCCUGACCAGGACGCUGACCGUGUUUGCAUCUUGCAUGGUCCUGUCGCUGCUCGUUAUGCCCACCGCAUUGAUGAGCCCGUCAAGGAAAUCCUAGACGGCAUGACGCACCCCCUGGCAGAAAUGUUGGAAGCCGAGUUCUACGGAGAAACACCUAUCCCAUGGACAGAUGAGCUGGAGACGCCCAGCGAGGGCCACCGUCAGCUUCGUAGCACUCUGCAUGUGGUCGAGCAGGAACCGGGGGUGUUCACGUAUCAGCCCUUGCCAGGAAAGGAGCUCCCAUCUGCUCAUCGAUGGCUAUCGUAUCUCGCCCAUGAAACCGCCGGGUGGAUGCGCGCGAUCGUAUCGAAUCAGGACCUCCGACGGGGUCCAGGACGACGCCCAAACUGGCUGUGUGACUCGCUUGCCCUUACCUGGGACACGGUUAUUACCAUCGAUGGUCCGCGGUCAACACUACUGGUCACCCGCGAUGAAGACAGCGGCACAUACCCCGUGGUGUCUAUGACCAGCGCCGACGGGGUUCAAGUGGUCGUGCAGGUUUAUCAUCAAUAUCCCCGCAGCAAUACCCCGCUUGCACUCGAGCUACAGUAUGCUUACAACCCCGAGAGCGGUACCCUGAGCGAGAUCCAGGAUGGACAUGAUGCCCGUGUUCAGUCCUUCUACCACAAGCUCUGGCUUGGGGAGAAUCCUCCCAGUAUCUCGACGAACGGCACGUACUAUGGGGGCCAGAAGAUCCUGACAGCUGAUCUGCGAGAUGCCUGGGUUUCUGUGGUCGGCCUGUCCUAUCCCAGUCAGCGAGACCUCGCAGCCGAAGGAAGCCACAUACCCAUUCAUGCCGCUAUGGUACCGGCCUGGGAGGCUCUGGUGGCACCACUGGUGACUCCCCAUCAUGAAGGCGACCUGCUACAAUUGGUACACCUAUCAAACAGCUUCCAGCUCGCGUCCGGAGAAUCCCCACUACAAAUCGGGGACGUAGUGGACGUCACCUCGUCGGUGCAGGCUGUUGUGGUGGACGACAGAGGGAAGGAGAUCCAGGUUGUGGCUGAACUGCAACGGGAAGGCCGCCAGGCCAUGACUAUCACAUCGGUAUUUUUCAUUCGAGGCGCUUUCACUGACACCCACGAAUGCUUCCGAACUACCGACGAGCCAGAGAUACUUCUUCACAAUCUGACUGCGGUCGAUGAUGCGAUCUUGAGAGAUCGUGCUUGGUUUCAUAUCGACGAUUCCACCUCUUUGGUCGGGGAAACCCUGUCCUUCCAGUUGCACACGCACGAGCGCUGGACCAAAGGCACCCAGACCCGCCGCCAUAUCGAGACAACUGGUGAAGUCUACAAACUUGGCCCUCGUGGUACACGUGUCCGUGUUGGGGACGUUGAAUUCCAGACGUCAUCCACCCCGGGCAACCCCGUCAUAGAUUUCCUAACACGCAAGGGACAGAAGGCCCAUGUGCGUCAAGAGCUUACUCAACCUGGUUGGCCCGGCCCGAAAAGCUCCCAAACCGUGCAAAUGCCCGCCAGCAGCGAACAGUAUAGCCAAGUCUCCAUCGACGCCAACCCCAUCCACACCGCACCCACGUUUGUCCGGAUCGCUCAACUUCCUGGCACCAUUGUCCACGGCAUGUACACAUCGGCUGUGGCCGGUAGUGUGCUGGAGCACCUGAUCGAUGGAUGGGACCCGCGACGACUGCGGCGGUGGUCCGUCCGCUUUGUGGGGAUGGUCCGCCAGGGGGACCAAAUCACGGUCCGGUGUCGCCACAUCGCCAUGAUCGAGGGCCGUAUGGUGUUGGAAAUUCAGGCAUUCCGGCAGGGAGAUGAUGGCCAGGACGAAGAGAAGGUCCUCGAUGGAGAGGCGGAGAUCGAGCAGCCUUCCACCGCAUAUGUGUUUACCGGUCAAGGCAGCCAAUCGCCAGGCAUGGGGAUGGACAUCUACCGGGCGAGUCCGGUGGCCCGGAAGAUCUGGGACGAGAUGGACGAGUACUUCCGGGACAAUUAUGGCUUUUCCAUCUUGCAAAUUGUGCAAGACAACCCGAAGGAGCUCACGGUUCACUUUGGUGGACCACACGGUCGACGCAUCCGGCAACGAUACCAGGAUAUGCGUGUCGACAGCGUCUCUCCAGAUGGUCAACUGAUCAGCAAGCCGGUCCUACCCGGCCUGACAUCCACGACGCGCUCGCAUACCUUCCGCGAGCCACGGGGACUGAUCUACUCAACGCAGUUCGCGCAGCCAGCCAUCACCAUUCUCGAAAAGGCCAUGUUCGAAGACAUGCGUGCGCGUGGACUCAUCCAAGACGGGGCCCCCUUUGCUGGACAUUCGCUGGGCGAGUACGGAGCUCUGGCCGCCAUCGCCGAGUUUAUGCCCUUCCCGUCGUUCAUGGACGUGGUAUUCUAUCGAGGUCUGGCCAUGCAACUAGCCAUGGAGCGCGAUGAGGCCGGCACCACGGAUUACUCCAUGGUGGCGGUGAAUCCCCGACGUGUUGGCCCGACGGUAACGGAAAUGGCCAUUCGUCGCAUCACCACCAUGAUCGCGCAGCAAAGUAACCGAUUGCUGGAGAUCGUCAACCUCAACGUCUCCGGCGAGCAGUACGUCUGUGCAGGACACCUUCGCAACAUCUACACACUCACCGAAGUUCUCAACGAGCUCAACCAAGCCAGUCCCGACCACCUCAGCUUCUGCUUACGCGAGAUCAGCGCAGGCGAUGAAACGGAUCUCUCCGCAACCGUGCUAGGCCACAUUAUCGCGCGAGCGCUAGCAGCCGCAGAGGCCGUUCCCAAACCUGUCCCGUUGAUCCGAGGCAUCGCGACGAUUCCCUUGGUCGGGAUUGAUGUGCCGUUCCACUCGUCCAUGUUGCGCUCGGGUGUGGACGGAUAUCGGCGCUUCCUGCAGGCCCGAGUGCGCGAAGCAGACGUGCAGCCGGAUAUUCUGGAGCAGGGAUAUAUCCCGAAUGUGACGGGCAAGUCGUUCCGAUUGAAUGGGGGGUAUGUAGAGGAGGUGGUGCAGUUGACGGGGAGUCCAGUGUUGCGGGAGUGGAAGACGACCGCUGUGCAUUGACGUCGCUGGUUGAAGGUAAUGAGGGGAUGAUUUGGAUGAGCUGUGUUCCUCGAUGUUUGAUGAUUCAUGUUUUAGUAAGCGAU